CAAAAAAUCAGAAACAAAAAUUUUCUUACAAGGUUUUACAGAAAAUUUUCUCGUUCUUCAGCGAGAUUGAGCUUUCUUUUUUUAUGGAAGAAUCUCACGGCAUCAAUGGCGUCGAUGAUUCAUAUCGUCAUCUCCCGAUUCUCUACUUAACUUUUUUAUCGAUCUGGUCUCUCUCCGCUUGUUCCUGGACGGUUAACACUUUCAAAAAUCGUCACUUUCAGACAAAUAGUUUACAAUGGACUCUUGCUUCAGUUCCAUUAAUCAAAGCUUUACAGCUAACUCUAUCUUUCCUCUUUUGGCAUUCAUGUUUUCACCAUCAAAUAUGCUCUCUUUGGAUGUCUUUUGGUGUAUAUGUGACUGGUGUUCUGUUUCAGACAGCUUCAUUUGUGUCAUUUUUACUCAUCUCUCACGGUUAUUGCAUCACAUGUGAACGGCUCUCGCUGACCGAACGUAGAACUACAGCUUCACUUGGUUGUGUCUUUUACUUGACUCUAGUUGGAUACCGAGCUUCUGUUCCUUAUUUUGCAGUGCUUCUGAUUCUUAACUACAUGAUCUCAUUCUAUGUUAUUUUCCACCACAUAUCACAAAAUUUGUCGGUGUUACGAGAACAGCUGAGUUUCAUAGAGGAUGAGAAUGUUCAAGCUAUGCAUGAUGCUGUCUAUGCUAAGUACAUCAUGUUCAAAAAAUUCCAAGGAGCUAUGCAGAUUGUAGCCAUGGCUGAAACUGUGAUCUAUAUGAACAUGGAUAACUCCUCACAGAAUUAUUGGCUAAGGUUACUAAUUCGAGAAUGGGCUCAGUUCUGCAUUUUUCUCUACAUUGGUUGGACUUUCAGGUGUCAAGACAUGGCACCACGGUUCUCAGUAAUGCCUACACUAAAACCCAAAGAGAAUACAAUUAUUCCUCCGGUUUUUAGCAUGGAAAUGGACGCAAAAACUUUCAAGGAAUUCAGAAGUCGUGAAUGGAACAUUGGAGUGCCAACGCCGUGUUCAAACUACGAUAGGCAAAAAGAUUCAGUUCUGGUGAUAAUUCAGCAUCCACGAUAGCAUUCAGAGAAAAAGCAAUGAUACAAUGGUUUCUCUUUUCAUCUUCUUAUAUAGAGUAAAAGAUCAAGAAGGAAAAAAAAAAAAAAGUUUAUCUCAGAUUAACAAAAGGUGCUUCCUCAGCAACUGAUCCUCAC
Molecule: messenger RNA, 1177 nt
Organism: Eutrema salsugineum
Lineage: Eukaryota; Viridiplantae; Streptophyta; Magnoliopsida; Brassicales; Brassicaceae
Exons: 9
Coding region: 84-1043 (319 amino acids)
Source: RefSeq, a predicted model, not a curated record